AUGGCCACCCGAUCCAACUUCUAUGAUAUCCCUGGAUCCCAUGUGCCGCAUAACCACAAUGAGUCUACCCCAUUAUUAGCAAAGCGCCGUCGGGAUUCGUCGUAUUUUAGACGUUCAUCAACUGGAGCUUGGUCUCAUGAGCAACAACAACAAAAUGAUCAAUCCAGUGCUGUUAUCGAGGAUGAUAAAGAAGAUGCUGUCAAUUCACACAAGCUAGGUACAUUUGAUGGUGUCUUUGUGCCCACAGCUCUCAAUGUGCUCUCUAUUUUGAUGUUUUUAAGAUUUGGUUUUAUUAUUGGACAGAUGGGUAUUUUAGGCUCUUUUCUACUAUUAUUUAUGUCGUAUUUUAUUGAUUUGAUGACAACUUUAUCCAUUUCUGCAAUUUCUACAAAUGGUACAGUUAGAGGUGGUGGUGCAUAUUAUAUGGUGUCAAGAUCAUUAGGUCCAGAAUUUGGUGGCUCAAUUGGAUUGGUUUUCUAUAUUGGACAGGUUUUAAAUUCAGGUUUAAAUGUUGUGGGUUUUAUUGAACCGCUACUUUUGAAUUUGGGACAAACAGACGGGAUGAUGUUUCACCUGUUCCCUGAAGGUUAUUGGUGGCAGUUUCUAUACUCUUCAAUCCUGUUAUUCUUGUGUAUCUGUGUUGCGUUUGUUGGAUCGCAAUUAGUAUCAAAAGCUGGUUUUUUGUUAUUUUUUUUGUUAUUAGCAGCAACUAUUUCUGUUCCAAUAUCAACCUUAUUUGUCAAACCGUUUGAUGUUCCUGAGUUGGACUCGUUCUACACUGGAUUAUCAUGGACUACCUUGAAGGGAAAUCUAUAUCCACAUUUCACAAAAGGUGCUGCAGGUUCAUUAUUAAAGGGUAAAGAAACUUUCAAUGAUCUUUUUGGGAUCUUCUUCCCUGCAACAGCUGGGAUUUUUGCAGGUGCUAGUAUGUCUGGUGAUUUGAGAAAACCUUCAAAAUCAAUCCCAAAAGGUACAUUAUGGGGUUUGUUAUUGACAUUUAUUUGUUAUGGCCUAGUGAUUCUAUCAUUAGGUGCUUCAGUUCCAAGAGAUUUAUUACAUAAAGAUCUUCAGAUCAUUCAAACUGUUAACCUUUCAGGCUAUUUAGUGUUAUUGGGUGAGUUUUCAACAUCCUUGUUUUCAGUCAUUGUGGGUAUUGUUGGUGCCGCAAACGUUCUGCAAGCCAUUGCUAAGGAUUCAAUUCUUCCAGGUCUUUCCUUGUUCAGCAAGCAGGAUCCAAAGAAUGGUAACCCAAAUAAUGCUAUCUUGUUCACCUGGUUGUUGACUCAAUUGUGUUUGUUUGCUAAUGUCAACCAAAUUGCAACAUAUAUCACAAUGGCCUUUUUAAUGACAUUCAUAGUCACUAAUCUAGCUUGUUUCUUGCUAAAAAUUGCUUCUGCUCCAAACUUUAGACCUUCAUUCAGAUUCUUUGACUGGCAUACAGCUUUUGUUGGUGGUAUUGCCUGUGCGGUUGCUAUGUUCAUUGUCGAUGGUAUAUCAGCUUCAAUUGUUGUUAUUUUUUUGAUAGCAUUGUUCCUGUUUAUUCAUUACAUUUGUCCUCCAAAACCUUGGGGUGAUGUUUCUCAGAGUUUGAUUUAUCAUCAAGUUAGAAAAUAUUUGCUACGGCUUAGACAAGAUAAUGUGAAGUACUGGAGACCACAGAUAUUACUUUUGGUAGAUAGUCCAAGAAGCUCAUGGAACUUGAUCCAUUUUUGUAACAAUUUGAAGAAAGGUGGUCUUUAUAUAUUAGGACAUGUUAUCGUGAGCGAAAGCUUCCAAACAAACUUUGCUGAAUUUAGAACACAACAGAACGCAUGGAUCAAAUUGAGAGAUCUCAGUAAGAUCAAGGCAUUUGUCCAAAUUGGGUUGGGCCCUACAUUACCAUGGGGUGUUAGAAAUGUUUUCUUGGGGUCGGGUCUAGGUGGUAUGAAACCAAAUAUCACUGUUCUUGGAUACUUUGAUUUAGCAAAGCAUUACUCUAAGAACGACAAACAUGUUAGACCACAAAUUAAUAAGAGACAACCAAGUCAGCAUGCUGUUAACAUCCAAAGUCUUCCGACUGAUGAGUGCCGUAAUGAAAAGAGAGUUUCCAUUCAAAAUUGGGUCCAGAUUAUUGAAGAUUUGAUAUUGAUGCAGGCAAACGUUGCUGUUGCUAAAGGUUUUGACGACCUGAAGAUGCCAACAGGGAAGCAACAUCGGUUAAGUUACGAGGAUAGAGAGUUUAUUGAUUUAUACCCAAUUCAAAUGACUGCUGAAGUGUUUGAUAAGAAUGGUGAAAAAUCAGCACUCACUACAAAUUUUGAUACUUACACAUUGAUUUUACAAUUGGGUGCAAUCUUGACUACUGUUCCAAAUUGGAAGAAAACACACAGACUAAGAAUAGUUGUAUUUGUUGAGGAUAAGACAGAUAUUCCAAAUGAAAGACAAAGAGUUAGAUCUUUGAUUGAAGUUUUGAGAAUAAGAGCUGAAAUUUUGGUUGUUUGUCUCGGCGACUUUAAGAACUAUAAUACUAUAGUUAAAGGUGGUGAUGCUAAUAUGGAACAAAUCGACAUGAUCCUAAAGGGUGAAGAUUGGUGGACUGAGUUGAAAGAAGCUAGAGAAAAUGAGUCGCGUCGUACCACUAACGUCAAUAUUCCAUCUAUAUCCAUUGCAGCACCAUAUGUCAUUGAUGGUUUGCAAAGUAAAAAGUACAAGUUAUCAAAAUUACAGAAGAUGGGUCUUUCUUUUAGUAUGACAACCAACAAAUUGAUUAAUGAGGAUAUCUAUAGAGCAGCAGCUGAUUAUGAUUCCGAUGGACAAGUUGAUCAAACCAAGAACUCUGAGAGAGUACCAUCGUCUUCGGCGUCUUCUUUAAAUAUUGCAUUACAGUCUGCUAAAAAGAACAAAAGGCCAAACUUCUCUUCAGAAAAGAUUCCGAGAUCUAAAGUUAUUGAUGAUGCUACAGGUGAUGAACCAUCUAUCGUUUUGGUUCCUGAAGAGAGACAAAAGAAGAAUAAAUACCAUCCAGUCUCCCCAAAGUCUGACCCUUCUCAAGAAAGUGAUGAUUCUUUUGAUAUUAAUAACCUUUCAUUUAAUGAUUUACCAGCAAAAGCUCAACACUUGAUUUUAAAUGACAUGAUGAAAACUGUCUCCAAAAAUGUUCCGGUUAUCUUUUCAACCUUACCAGCCCCAGUUAUUGGUACGCAUUACAAUGAAGAAGACUGCAAGGAAUACUUGGAUAAUUUACAAGUUUGGUGUGAUGAUUUACCACCUAUCUUCUUGAUAAAUUCCCAAUCUAUGACCGUUACAACUGCAUUAUGA
Messenger RNA from Hansenula anomala, 3297 nucleotides. RefSeq names its product Vhc1p (gene VHC1). The transcript has 3 exons. Lineage: Eukaryota; Fungi; Ascomycota; Saccharomycetes; Phaffomycetales; Wickerhamomycetaceae. The coding region runs from base 1 to 3297 and encodes 1098 amino acids. Gene Ontology annotation, cellular component: membrane. The record is from RefSeq and is a predicted model, not a curated record. Gene Ontology annotation, biological process: potassium ion homeostasis; potassium ion import across plasma membrane; chloride transmembrane transport. Gene Ontology annotation, molecular function: potassium:chloride symporter activity.